CAUUGUUUGCAGUUUAAACCAGGUUUUCAUAAGAAAGAGCAAAUGUUUCAGAUAUGUUUCAAUAUACUCAUGACUCACAAGGAAUAACUUUGUGUGAGCCUGCUGAUGUAUGAGAGUUGAUAAAGAGACUUGAAGAAGUUCACGCCAUAGAAAGCAUAAAUUCAACGUAUAAAGUGAAUAAGGUUUGGACUGGUGGACUUGCACUGAGAGUGUGGAUGUACAAAACAUUUGUCACAUCAUUCUCAUCGUUCCUUGGUUGUGAUAUACAUCAUGCGAAGGGAAACAAAUAUAAAUGGCACUCUGCUGGAACUUUCGAUUGUCAGUCAAGGACUGGAGGUCUAAUUAGAACAAUGAGGUGUGAUUCUGAGCCAACAGUGGUAUCCACAUUGCUCUUAGGACAUCCCCAGCCACCUCCAGAGGGUCGUCUUCCUGAUGCUACAAAGGGUUUUGAUCACUUGAGUGAUGUAUUUGCUAAGGAGAUGGGCUUGUCUGACAAGGACAUUGUUGCUUUUUCUGAUGCCCACAUUCCUAUUUCUCCAUUUCAGAGCUAACAACACUUGUGAAAAAGACAUUGUUCAGUAUUUGGUGUAACUUGCAGGAAUUACUUUGUGUGAGCCUGCUGAUGUAUCAUUAAGGAGUUGACAAAGGUAAGCUUUUGUAACGAAUUGGUAAAGUGUUUUCUUAGUUCAAAACUAUUUGAGAUAAAGAUGCAACCAAAACAUAUAUUUUCACUUUCUUUUUGAUUCUGUUUAGGCAUACCGAUCAAGAGUGGGUGACAAGAGGGAUGCUGUUUCUGAAAUCUUCCUAUCUUGCUUUCAAUUAGUUUCUGGAAGUGCUUUAGGUCCAAAGUCCUGGCGUUGAGAACUAGAUGAUGGAGAGAAAGAGAAGCAUGGAUUUCUAUCUGUUCACGCCAUAGAAAGCAUAAAAUCAACGUAUAAAGUGAAUAAUGUUUGGACUGGUGAUCCUUUCUCUCCAAGACUAUUCCCUUGGGAAGGUACUUCUAAUUACCAAAUCAAGUCCCUGUAAGUCAUUCAUUUCAACCAGACAAUAACUUAUUUUUGUAAUCUCCCUCUCUGAUAAUUCUUCUGAUCAGCUUGUUUUUGUUUUUCUUGAUGCGAGAAUGAAUCUUAGUUCAAGUG
Arabidopsis arenosa is the source of this 1139-nucleotide messenger RNA. The record is from the annotation of a GenBank genome assembly. NCBI's taxonomy places the organism in Eukaryota, Viridiplantae, Streptophyta, Magnoliopsida, Brassicales, Brassicaceae.